Racocetra persica is the source of this 490-nucleotide messenger RNA. The record is from the annotation of a GenBank genome assembly. NCBI's taxonomy places the organism in Eukaryota, Fungi, Glomeromycota, Glomeromycetes, Diversisporales, Gigasporaceae.
AUGGAUCGAUUAACAUCUAAGACAGAACAAAGUAUUUUUAUUAUGAUUCAUAACCCAUUAUCUAUUAUAUGUGCUUUACGAAUAUGGUAUAAUAUAAGUUGUGAUCAUACUACUCGCGCAAAGUGGCUGAUCUUUCACCAUGGGAGGUCACAUGCAUUAUUUAACGCAGUAGAUUGUGAUCUUAUCAAUAUGAAAAUAAGAAAUGAAAUAUUAGAUUAUGAUAUUUCUCUAAUGAGAAAAACUAAAAGUUCCUGGGCUGAAGAUAUAGAUUUUAAUAUUCUUAAUUGCAUAUUAAUGAAAGUUCAUGAGCUUUAUAGUAAAGAGAAUCUAAAGAUUAGGGAAAAUGAUAUGGAAUUGUUCUAUUUCCUAUCUGGAGGACCUCAAAAUUUGACUGAUGCGAAGAUUAUUCUAGAAAACAACUAUAAUAAGAUCUCUGAGCUUAUUAGUAUAUAUAGAUUUACUCUAUUUCCCAGAAGACCAAAUUCCUCAG